AUGCUAUCUACCACCAAAACCCCUCCCGUCUUGCACCACACAAAUGAAUACAGCGUCCCUCGCGCUAUCCGUUCCGCCUCCACUCCGUCCGGCAGCUUUCCAAUCGUCGAGCAUGCCGGUGCCUCCAGUCUAGACUACGACCUCGCUCCCGCUCCCGCUCCAGGCUCGGCGACCCAAAGCCUCCAUGAAUCGCAAUCCGUCUCUCAGCUCUACCCUCGCUCGUCGAUUCUCAUCAACGCGCGCAAGCGUCCUUACUCGGGUGUCAUCUACGCUAAUCCUUCCCUCACUGCCCCUGUCGUCACUCACAUCCCAGCAGUGCCCUCCCGCAAGGAGCGAGAAAAGGAAAAGGAACGUGCACGCGAGCGCGAAAAGGAACGUGAGCGCGAACGUGAAAGGGCAAAAUCCAAGGACGAAGAGAAAAUCUGGGGCAUCCCCAAAAAGGCGCUCCUUCUCGGCCUCGGCGAUCUCAAUUUCAAUGCACAGAUGGCCAUGAUGGCCGGCUGGGGCCACGGCAGCGGAGGCGCUUCCAUCCUCCCCAGUACCGCCAUCACCACCGUUGAUCGCAAACGCAUUCGCUCGUCCGACCUCAUCAGACCUUCUUCCUCCUCCUCCUCCUCCUCCUCCUCGCGCAAGUCCUUCCGCGACUCGGACAGUGAAGCCGAAGACAUCCAUCUCAAACCUUCCCAACGCACCUCCCGCAGCGCCAUCGACAGUGCACACCACAAGUCCACCACCAAACUGGAUGGCCUCGUCAGCUCGUCACCUAUAGACGAGCGCAUGGACCCCGAGGAGCUCGCUGCACUCAAUGCCAUCAUCAACACCCGUCGCAGCAUGGCCGCAGCACAGGCUCUUGUCAGCGGUUCCAUCAGCAUCACUCCACGUCCCCUCCGCGCUUGCACAAGUUUCAGCAGCUCCGCAAACGACCUCUCUCGUCCCCCUCUCGACGAAAAGCGCUUCGAGUCGCAAGACUCGGUCUCCAGCAUCAGCUCCGUUGGCCAAUCUUCCGCCAGCCUAGGCAGCACUGGUUUGCCAACCUCGGCUUUGGACAAUGCAUCCCAAACCCCGACGCUCCAUUCCGCUACCCCUCCCUCUUGCCUCCCUACGCUCCACCCCGCCGACGCCAAAUCGCCGCGCAUCCGCUUCGCACCUCUGCCCACCCCUACUUCGGCGCCACCCACCAUGCAGUCGCUCAAUGGCUCCGCAAUUCUUGACGACUCGGAACAGUCCGACUCCUCGGAAUCCGAGUUUGACUCUGACGACGAAUCCAAAUCCAUGAAGGGCAAAUGGUACCUCAUGGGUAUGCCCUCAGCCUACUUUAAGCCAGAAUACUACACCAAAAAGGGCAGCAAGCGUCGCAACACCAAGAGUGGCAGCGGUACAGCCGAUGGCGACGAUCGUUCCGAAGACAGCCACACGCUUCGACGCAAGAGCACCGGUAGCAUCUCGGACGUCAACACCACCGAACCGCCACGCAGACCUGUCUCGGAACAAGAUGAAGAGCAACGUGGCAGAGGAGCCGCAUCCGCAUCCGCCUCCAAGCCCAAACGCAAAUCGUCGCACUCGCGUAGACGUUCUCGCAGCCGCUCGGGCGCCGUCAGUUCCGGCGACGAGGACGAACGUGCGCGUCGAAGGGAGCUCAUCCGUCUUGCACGUCCAGGCGGCACAGGCAUGGUCACCCUCCCCGACGGCACCAAGAUCCGUGCUCGUCGUGUCAACGAUCUACCCACCCAGGACGAGCCCGAGUUUAUCGAGUGGGGCUUUGCCGGCCUUGCACGUGAGGCGUCUCGUCGCAGCCUCGGUGGCAGCGGGCCCCCAUCGCUAGCUACCACCCCCAACAGCUCCGACUACAGGGGUCUCUCGGCCUACAUGGAAGGUGGCGACGACGAUGACGACGAUGACGACGGCUCGGGAAUGGCAUGGGUUCGUCGCCGUCGACGCGAAAGGGAGGCCAAGGCACGCAUCGAGCGCGAGCAGGCCCAAAAGGCUGCCGUCGAACCCACAGUUCAGGUUGACACACCCUCGCAGGUCUCGACUGCCCAUCCAGUGGUUUCCACCGAGCCGGCCUCGGAUGACUCUAUUGCUUCCACCAAUGGCAGCGCAGCAGCAGCAGCAGCAGUAGCACCCAAACUCACCACUUCGGCACCCGCCACCGCCGCCACACCAAUUCAAGCUGACGUCUCGGCGCCGACGAGCGAGAUUGGCCUUGCUCAGAUCGACGAGCCCAUGCCAUCGUCCUCAGAAGCAGCAGCCGAGCCCGUUGCUGUGUCGCCAUCGCAAGCAGAAAAGCAAAACGCAAAGCGCCAGUCACUGCUUAGCACCAUCGACACAUCGCCCUACUUUAACAACCCAUUUGCCUCUGGUGACGCCAUGGUAGCCUCGCCCGCCGCCGAUGAGCCAUCUGCCAGUCUGGAAGCCUCGAUGCUCUCGGAAGUCUCCCCUGGCGAUCCUACGAUGGGCGGAAGCCAGAUUCUGGGCAGGGCCAAUCGCGCGGUCGCAUCCGAGUCGAGCGUGGCCGGCGACAGCACGCCUCGUCAGAAUACUGGUUUGGGCCUCACUGCCAGCAAAGCCGAGGAGAUCCGUCGUAGGCAUGAGGACGAAGUGGCCGCGCUCGGUGCCGAGGUGCUGGCGCAGACGCGACGCAAUAAUCAGCGUCGACAGGCGAGCUCCACCAGCCGUGUUGUCACUUCGCCCCAACUCGGCUCUGAUGAGCUUGCGGCCGAGCAAGACCCAAGCUCGCCUACCAAGAACAGCAACCGCGUCAGCCAAGCCGCCGUCACCUCGUCUUCCGCUGCGUCCAGCUCGGUCGCGCUCGCCAAAGCCUCGUCGCGUGAAACUGGAUCGGAGAAAAAGUCGAUCUCGCGCGCCGUGGGCUCGAUCAUGCGCAAGGCCACCACCGACAGCGAAAAGACGGUACGACAUCCAGCCGCUCCCACUCUGCUCAAGCAGGAGGUCACUUUCCCACACGAGCUGGAUGCUACCGAGCUCAAGCAACACAACGGCGCCUCGCUGGCCGUUGCGUCAGCCCAUCACAAGCACACGAUGAACGCCUCGCUGGCUCGCACCGCUUCGCCGGAAAGCACGCUGUCGCGUCAGUCAUCGGCGGUGAGCGGCUACUCGGCGUCCGCGGCGAGCAAGUCGGCGUCUUCGCUCCACAACACGAGCAGCUCGCACGCUGCUUCGCCCAUGUCGAACAAGCGUAUCUCGCUCGACCCUUCGGUUAGCACGCCGGCACCGUCGCCUUGGCUGCCACGUCGACCCGAUGCACGCGGUGUCGCCGUAGUACCGCUGCCCCAGCUCGGCGUUCGUCCUGAACGUCCGCGAGAGGGACGCGUGUGGCAGUCGGACGAUAGCGAUGCGUCGGACGCCGACAAGGACGAUGCCAAGCGACACGCAAAGGAAGCGGACGAGGAGGAAGAGGAAGGCUCGGACCUGGAUGCCGAAGAGCUUCUCGAGGAAGAGCGUAAGACGGCCAUGCAAAAGAAGCGAGCUACGACACGUGCAGCAGGACAAGAAGUGGUACACGCGCGUCUAGGCAAAAAGGCAUCGGCACGAGCGCUGUCGGAUCUGACGGCAUCGUACGACGACAUGGUGCUCGCCUCGACCUCUUCGUCAUCGGCGUCAACACGUCGUCGCACCGGCCGCCCUGCACGUCGGAACAGCAUGGAUAUGCGUAUAUCGUCCAACGCUUCGCGAUCGCCCGCCGCUCCUCGCAAAGCGCCGCCCAAGCUGGUGCGAAGUCGUCGAUCGGUGCAGUCGAUCCGAUCGGCUGAAGACGAGGACGAAGACGUCGACGAGAAAGAUCUAUGGCCAGCAGCAUCAGCGACGAGCAAGUCGGGCACACCUCGGCCUCGUCACAUUUUGGUCAAUCUGCCAGGAGGACCAGGGAUCUGGGACAGCAAGACCGGAGGUGGACGCAAUGCUGUGGCGGCCAUCAAUUCGGUGGCAGCUGCACGCGCCAAAGCCAUCAAGAAGCGUGCUCGUGACCGCCACGGCUCGUUUGAGCUGCCGCCGGACUGGGACGACGAGAUGAUGGAUUAUGGCUGGCCACGAAGUCUCAAAGGCUCGCUGUAUUGA
This is a messenger RNA of Mycosarcoma maydis (corn smut), 4074 nucleotides long. RefSeq lists its product as uncharacterized. NCBI's taxonomy places the organism in Eukaryota, Fungi, Basidiomycota, Ustilaginomycetes, Ustilaginales. The record is from RefSeq and is a predicted model, not a curated record. The transcript has a single exon. Bases 1 to 4074 code for a protein of 1357 amino acids.